AUGGCGGACGACGGCCGGAAGUACAUCACAUCCGAAGAGCUCAGGCGGCACAAUGUCCCCGGAGAUCUCUGGAUCUCGAUCCAGGGCAAAAUCUACGACGUCACCGACUGGUCCGCCGUGCACCCCGGCGGCGACGCCCCACUCCUCAACCUCGCUGGACAGGACGUCACCGACGCGUUCGUCGCCUUCCACCCGGGCGACGCCUGGAAGCACCUCGACCCUCUCUUCACUGGCUACCGCCUCCGCGACUUCGCCGUCUCAGAGGUCUCCCGUGACUACCGGAGCCUCGCCAGCCACCUUGCGAAAUCAGGUAUGUUCGAAAAGAAGGGCCACGGCGUGAUCUACUCCCUCUGCUCUGUUUUCCUGAUGCUCGCCGCCUGCUUCUACGGCGUCAUCUUCACCGGAAGUUUCGCCGUCCAUUCCCUCUCCGGCUGCCUGCUCGGCCUCGCCUGGAUGCAGGUCGCCUACUUGGGUCACGACUCGGGUCACUACCAGAUAAUGACGACCCGUGGGUUCAACCGGUUCGUCCAGAUCCUCGCCGGAAACUGCCUGACCGGGAUCAGCAUCGCCUGGUGGAAAUGGACACACAACGCACACCACAUUGCGUGCAACAGCCUCGAUUACGACCCGGACCUUCAACACUUGCCCAUGUUAGCCGUAUCUUCUAAGCUCUUCAACUCGCUCACCUCACGUUUUUACGGCCGCCAAUUAACCUUCGAUUCCCUAUCUCGAUUCUUCGUGAGCUACCAACACCUCACGUUUUAUCCCGUGAUGUGUGUGGCUCGGGUAAACCUCUAUCUCCAGACUUUUCUUCUGCUCUUCUCGAAGAAGAGGAAAGUGCCCGAUCGGGCGGUUAACCUUCUAGGAAUUCUCGUUUUCUGGACUUGGUUCCCGAUUUUGGUCUCGUUUUUGCCCGAUUGGACCGAAAGGUUCAUUUUCGUGAUGGCGAGUUUCUGCGUGACCUCGAUCCAGCACGUGCAGUUUUGUCUGAACCAUUUCGCGGCGAAUGUGUACGUGGGCCCGCCGAGAGGGAACGACUGGUUCGAGAAGCAGACGGGCGGGACGAUUGACAUAUCCUGCUCGUCUUACAUGGACUGGUUUUUUGGGGGUUUGCAGUUUCAGCUCGAGCAUCAUUUGUUUCCGAGAUUGCCCAGGUGCCAGUUGAGGAGGGUUUCGCCUUUAGUGCAGGAGUUGUGUAAGAAGCAUGGUUUGCCUUAUAGGAGCUUGUCAUUCUUUGAGGCCAAUGUGUGGACAUUGAGGACGUUGAGGAAUGCGGCUCGGGAGGCUCGGGAUAUGGCUUCGCCGGUGCCGAAGAAUUUGUUGUGGGAAGCUAUCAACACUCACGGGUGA
Striga hermonthica is the source of this 1350-nucleotide messenger RNA. The record is from the annotation of a GenBank genome assembly. NCBI's taxonomy places the organism in Eukaryota, Viridiplantae, Streptophyta, Magnoliopsida, Lamiales, Orobanchaceae.